Camelina sativa (false flax) is the source of this 783-nucleotide messenger RNA. Lineage: Eukaryota; Viridiplantae; Streptophyta; Magnoliopsida; Brassicales; Brassicaceae. The record is from RefSeq and is a predicted model, not a curated record.
AUGGAUCGGAUCAGCAGUUUACCGGAUGAGCUCCUCUGUCAUAUAUUGGCCUUCUUUACGACAAAGGAGGCUGCUUUGACUUCGGUUCUCUCCAAGAGGUGGCGCGAUCUGUUUGCUUCUGUCCCUAAUCUUGACAUUGAUGACUCUGUCUUUCUUUAUCCUGAAGAGGGUAAACGUGAAAAGGAAGUAGUUCUUCAGAGCUUCAUGGAUUUUGUCGAUAGAGUAUUGGCAGUGCAGGGUGAUUCACCCAUAGAGAAAUUCUCCCUGAAGUGUCAGACUGGUGUUGAUCCAGAUCGUGUGAAUCGGUGGAUAUGUAACGUGCUUCAGCGUGGUGUUUGCCACAUGGAUCUGUCCAUCGGUUUGGGACAUAGAUAUCUGCUUCCUUCAGAAGUUUUCGUGAGCAGAACACUAGUUGAGCUGAAAAUAGGAAGUGAAUUUCCUAUGAAUUUGCGGCCUGGACACAUUUCAUUACCUAUGCUUAAGACUCUAACUCUUGACUCAAUGUGGUGUUAUAAUGGUCAGCUUCAGGUGCUACUUUCUGCAUGCCCUGCACUCGAGGAAUUAGACAUCCCAAACAUACGUUUGUCAUAUGGGAAGGAGAUCGUGUCAAGUGCAAGCCUCAGGACUUUAACAAUCGACUCUUCCAAUUUCUUUCACGCGUUUUCUUUUGACACACCGAGUCUUCUUUGCUUAAAGUACUCUGAAUUAGUUGCCUGGGACUAUCCAGUAGUUAAUUUGGACAACUUAGUUGACUCAUAUCAAUCUUAUGCUGCUAACUUUUGA